Molecule: messenger RNA, 678 nt
Organism: Paramecium pentaurelia
Lineage: Eukaryota; Ciliophora; Oligohymenophorea; Peniculida; Parameciidae
Source: the annotation of a GenBank genome assembly
AUGAAGAAUAUAUCAAAUUUAAUACAAGAGGAAUCUCAAAUCAAUUAAUUAAGAGUAAGUACUCAUCGGAAACAUCCUUCUCCUUAGAUUCAGAUAUAUGACAAAUUAAAGAAUUCAAUAUAAGUUGAUAUUUAGAAUAGUUAUACUAUUAAAUUAAAGACACCAAUAUUUAGUGAUAAGAAACUUUUUGAAUAUAAGAAUUAAAAGGAUUUAGAAUUAUUAGUUUCUUUAGUUAUUUAACCAUGUUUACAUUUGGAUAAUUGUAUUCAUGAAUAAUUAUAUGAAAAGAAUUAACAAGGUAAAACCUUUAGAUAGGUUUGUGAAUUCAGAGUAGAUUGGACUAAGAAAAUAAAGAAAGCUGAGAGACAUUUUGAAAAUUCAAUUCAAUAUAAAAAAGUGUAACAAAUACAAUGUUAAAAUAAUGAUUAAUUUAAAAUUAUUAUUCUUGAGGCUAUUAAUAAUAAAUAGGCAGCUUUAAAAAUGAUGAUUGAUAAAUCUAAAAAAGAAUCAUAAUUUAUUGAAUAUGCUAAGAGAUUUGCAAUUCAAUAAAGAUAAAGAAUGGAUUAUAGUGAAUCAUUGUUAACUUAAUUUGAAGAUAUUCAAAAUAGAAAGAAAUAUAUUCAUCCACCUUCAUUUUGGUCAAUUCUUGAUUGUUCUUGUAAUUCUACUGUGAUGUGA